Molecule: messenger RNA, 2006 nt
Organism: Astyanax mexicanus (Mexican tetra)
Lineage: Eukaryota; Metazoa; Chordata; Actinopteri; Characiformes; Acestrorhamphidae
Gene: sult2st2
Product: sulfotransferase family 2, cytosolic sulfotransferase 2
Exons: 6
Coding region: 151-1014 (287 amino acids)
Biological process (GO): sulfation
Cellular component (GO): cytoplasm
Molecular function (GO): sulfotransferase activity
Source: RefSeq, a predicted model, not a curated record
AGGGCGCAAGCUCUCAGUGAGGGGAGCGCAAGAGUGAAUUUCCUCCUGCACUCAGAGCAGACUGAAGUUCAUGUAAAGAGUCUAAAGGUGGUGGGGUAACAGAACUAGCCCUCUUGCCCUGACUCUUCUCACUCUAACUGCUGGAGAAUAAUGACUGAAGCGGAGUUAUAUGACGUGUACCAGGGGGUUUAUGUCCCCAAACAUCUCCACCCUCCUGAGAGCCUCCAGUACUACGAGAACUUCACCUUCCGGCCGGACGACGUGCUUAUUGUGACCUACCCCAAGUCUGGAACGACAUGGCUACAGGAGAUCGUACCGCUGGUGCUCAGCGCGGGAGAUCUCUCCGCCGUUCAGACCGUACCAAACUGGGACCGGGUCCCGUGGCUGGAGGAGCAUCGAGCUCUCGUGCUGAAUCUGGAGCAGAGACCCUCACCCCGAGCUUUCGCCACCCACUUCCACCGGGGCAUGAUGAACCAGUCAUAUAACAAAGUGAAGCCAAAGGUUAUUUACGUAUUGCGAAACCCCAAGGAUGUGUUCACAUCUUCCUUCCACUACUAUGGGAUGGCUUCCUACCUGGUGAAUCCAGGCACUGCUGACGAGUUCCUGGAAAAGUUUCUGAAUGGGAAAAUCAUGUUUGGUUCAUGGUUUGACCACGUGAAGAGUUGGCUGAAUGUUAAAGACGAGGACAACAUUUUCUAUAUUGCCUAUGAAGAAAUGAUACAGGAUUUGAAAGGUUCUGUGUCGAGAAUCGCCCAGUUCCUUGGAAAGUCCCUGAGUCCAGAGGUGGUGGGGAAAAUAGCGGAGAACUGCGAGUUCAAAAGCAUGAAGCAGAAUCAGAUGUCCAACUUUUCUCUGGUUCCAUCAGAGUUCAUGGAUCAGAAGAAAUCUGAGUUCCUCAGGAAAGGAGUUGCUGGUGACUGGAAAAACCUUUUCACUGAGGUCCAAACAGAGCAAUUUGAUGCUGUUUACAAGGACAAGAUGAAAGAUGUCACAUUUAAAUUUGCAUGGGAUUAAUAAAAUCCCCAGCAUUCAUCAGGCAGGAUUAAUGCACUGUUCAUAUUUACAAUAUUAACACCAGUGCUAUUUUUUUGUACCAAAUCAGUGUAUUUACCCCUUUAUUACUUUAAUAUUUACUAUUACACCUGCCUGGGUGUCUGUUUAUUAAUGUGGCUAAUUCAAAAUUACAUGAACCACUUUGCACAACAAAAAAAAGAACAAGGCACAAAAUCGUUAUACCUUUUAUCCAUUAACGGGAAUUAAACAUUUUCUAAAAAGUUUAACAUUUUUGUACACAACUUCUCCAGAAUGGUGCUUAAACUAAAAUGCACUGAAAUAUUAUAUCCUUUGUUUUUAUUACUGUCAGAAUUUGAAUAUAUUUAACAAAUACAUUUAUACCUCUUUUAAUAGAAAAUGUUUUAAAAUGCACUGGACCGCUAUAUCCUUCACUGUUAAUUACUGCCAAAAAUGUAACAAUAUGUAACAAUAUAUAUUUUUUUACUAUGAAAAUACGGUAUCCAUCAUAUUACUGUGAAAUAACUAAUAUAACUAAUAUUUUCUAUAUCAAUCGUGACAACAGUUACUGUAUGGUUUAUGUUGAGCUGUGAUGUUGUUCAGUAUAGGUUGUUAACAAUGGGUUCUGUGGCAAAAUCAUAAAGCUGGGUGACCAUCAUGACCAAGCAUUACAAAACUCAUAUUUAGCAUGCACUAUGCUGUCAAGAGCUGGUUACCAAGCUUACUUACCCAGUAUAUAGUAUGUUUUUUUCAUAUGAAUGGCCUUUUUAACUACCUUCACCAUCAAAGACCAGCUUAGAGCUUAUGAAACCAACAGAAGCUGGCCUUGAGCUGGAUGUUUUUAAAAAGGGGUUAGGACUAUAAGGGUUUGGUCUAUAAUCUACUAUAGCUAGCUUCUGUCAUUGAGUCAAUGUAGUCUGAUGGAAAACAGAAGGAAAACUGCAUAUGUGUCUCAUUAAAUGUAUAGAAGCUACAAUAAAGUAAAUGGUGGCACA